Molecule: messenger RNA, 822 nt
Organism: Striga hermonthica
Lineage: Eukaryota; Viridiplantae; Streptophyta; Magnoliopsida; Lamiales; Orobanchaceae
Source: the annotation of a GenBank genome assembly
AUGGCUAACCGUCUGCAGGUGAUCCUCCCGUCAGUUAUAAACGAGUUUCAAAGUGCGUUUGUCCCUGGGAGACUAAUUUCAGAUAACAUCAUUCUGGGUUUUGAAACAUUGCACUGGAUGCAAAACCACCGUCAAAGCAGGAGAGGUUAUGCGGCCCUCAAGCUGGACAUGAGCAAAGCUUACGAUCGCGUCGAAUGGAACUUCUCAGAAGCCAUAGUGAGGAGCUUGGGGUUUGAUCAAUCUUGGGUCGAGAAAAUUAUGAAGUGUGUUCGCUCGGUUACUUUCUCUUUUAAGCUCAACCAACACAGUUUCGGGGCAUUAAAACCGCAUCGUGGCAUCCGUCAAGGUGACCCACUCUCGCCGUAUUUAUUCGCAUUGGUUUCUCAAGGUCUCUCCUCACUCUUAAUUCAUGCCAAACAGAAGAAAUUCUUUAGAGGGAUCCGUAUUGCAAAUAAUUGUCGGAGUAUUUCCCAUCUUUUUUUCGCCGACGACAGUCUAGUUUUUUUCAGAGCCGAUACUCAAGACGCGGUCCACAUUCAGAAUGUUCUGCAAAUUUACGAGAAAGCGUUAGGACAAGUAAUUAAUUUCGAUAAAUCAUCCCUCUCUUUCAGCCCGAACACUCUUCCAGAGGUUGCCUCCAGUAUAAAAAAUGUAUUCAAAAUGACUGUUGUUCAAGGUCAUGAAGUAUAUCUGGGCCUCCACACGUUCUCAGCUAGAAGUAAGCGUACUCAGUUCGGGUAUCUGAAAGAGAAAGUUGCUGAUAAAAUUCAAAGCUGGAGACACAAAUAUUUUUCGGAGGGAGGUAGAAAAGUUCUUCUAUAA